CCCCACAGCACUGUCUGUGGAGCGGGUGGCAGCUGCUCCCGGGCAGAGCUGCUAUGGCCCAGGCACAGUUCAGUGCCUGGCUGGUCCUGUGUGUGUUUGCUGGAUCCCAGAAGCUGACAGAUGAACAUCCUUACAGUGGCACCAACAUACCUCACCGCAGCCCAGAGGACGCCAACAUCAUGCUAGAGAUGCUCUGGGGAAGGCUGGAUAUUCAGGCCAACGGGACGAUCCGGCUGCGGGAUGAAGAGCUGGCCUCCCUGCGCCCGGCACGCCGGUUCCUGCGGAUUUUAGAGGAUGAGGUUCCCAAAACACCGACAGAGAUUGAGCAGCAUCUGAGAUAUUAUUCGCUGACUGACACCCCCUUGCCUCUAACAGAGUUUGACCGUCUCCUUUUUACCAGUGUAUACUCUGCCUAUCAGGUUCGUUCCACGCAGAGUCUGGAUAAAAAUCUCUGGAUUCGUUUUUUCUCUCAGCUGGUUGACGAAGUCUUUCGUGACCUGUGCAAGGGGCUCUGCCCUGCAAAUACCACCCUCCUCCUGGCUUCCUGGCCUUGGAAGGAGAAGCCUUCCCAUUUAGCGUCCCUGAAACACUUCUAUCAUUCUAACCUGGCCAGGAUCAAGAGAGACACUUAAUGAGGGAAAUUACCAUAGGAGAGGACACACCUGACUUCAGCUGCAUCCUAGGUUAUUUUCAAUGCUUUCUACAUUGUGCAGGACUUUGUACAAAUAUACCACAUCUUUUUGUCCUGCUUUCUGCACUGUGCUGGCAACCCUGUAAGACUAUUUGCAACCUUUUACUUUUAAAUGAGAAAAGACAAAACUAUAAAGUGCAUUUUACCCUAUCCUGAUUUUUUGACGAGUGGGGUGUGCUGAGGGCAGCAGUGCUAUUUAGAUGUCUUAUCUAUCUUGAUCACUGAUGCUUACAGGGGAGAGGGCUUGGAAUUAUUUUUCCAGGAUGUUAUGCUGGUGUCCUAGCUGACUGCAUUUCACAUCAUUCAGUUCAGCCUCCUUAUAUUCUCCCUGUGGUUUCAGCCAAAUACAGGAUCUUUUCUCCUCUCCAGUAAGCAGCUAAGCAGAUUUUGCUGUGUUUCAUGAUAUAGCUCACAUAUUUAAUUUCAUUUUUCUGCUCAUGUGGUAUCACAUUUUGUAUGCCAAUAGUAAUUUCCGAUCUCAUGUAUUAAUUUUUCUUUAAAAAGCAACCUGAAAAUGUAUGUAUUCCAUGAAGCUUUCUAGCAUUUGCAUGUCAUAUUUACACACCUACACAGCUUUGUUUCAGUUAUCAGUGUGGAAUAUACUUCCUGAAAUCUCAUUUAAAUUCUGAAGGGUUGUGACCUAGAUAUUUCUUCAGCAGAUUUUGCCUCUCUUCUAUAAAUUUUUUUUUGUACAACUAUAGCACUUUACAAGCAAAACAUAAUAAAUAUUUAAUCUCUAUCCUCAAAAUCAGAAAUAUAAUUAUUUUUUAGAAAAAGAGAAUUAACAUUUGUCUUAAACAUUGCAGUUUGGAAUUAAAUAAAUGUAAUUAUCUCCUCAGGAGGGUUUUGAUUUUAUUUUUUGUUGUUUCUACUAAGUUUCCCGCUGCCACUAGAGAUACAUUAAUUUUGAACAUUUAUUGCAUGUGUUUAGAUGAUGGAAUCCCUAAUUCCCUUUCUGUAAUUUUUCCAUGCUCAACAAAAGAGGCAUGUGUGACAUUCAAAGUGGGAACUGUUAGCUUUUGACCUAGUUAAUCUUCUUCCAAGCAAUUGCAACCCAACAGAUGGAGAAGAGAAACAGUAAGGCAGGAACAAGAAGCCUGGAAGCAAGAUGUCACAGAUAAUGGUUUUAGAGGUCAGGUUAGGGCUAUAAUAGGAGGAGACAGAUUUACACAGUUAAUAAAGCAGGCUCAUUGUUGCUGA
Molecule: messenger RNA, 1891 nt
Organism: Myiozetetes cayanensis
Lineage: Eukaryota; Metazoa; Chordata; Aves; Passeriformes; Tyrannidae
Gene: FAM180B
Product: family with sequence similarity 180 member B
Exons: 3
Coding region: 54-632 (192 amino acids)
Source: RefSeq, a predicted model, not a curated record